GCACAUUUUUGCAAUCAGUAGAGGCCUUUCGAAUUCCGGAGAUCUGAGUCACCGCGUCCCCCAAAUUAACAAAAAAGAGAGGGAAAUCCGAGCGGUCUCGGGCGGGAGAUUUGUUGCUAUUUCCCUCUCCCUCUCCAUCCAUCUACUCAAAGAUCUCUCUAUCAAUCUCUCUCGAAGCCGCAUCGAGCCCCUCAGUAGACCAGAAGCCGGGCAUCACGCAUUCCUCCUCUCUUUUUUACUUCGCCUUUGGCAUUCCUUCGUUUUCCUAUUGCAAUGGCCGCGAAGCGAAGAAGACGGGCCGGUUCGACUGGGAGCACCUCAUCGGAGGAAGCCGUGGUGAUCGUAUUUGACUCGGAGCGUCAUCAGCUUGAGCGGCUCCGGCUUCGGCAGCGGUGGGAGCUGGCCUCUGUGUUAAACUUCUUGCAUGUUUUUGAGCCGGUCAUUCAGAGCGACUUGAACAUUUCUGCGGAAGAGAUUGAAACCGCUUUGAUCUCAGUGAAUACUGACCUGGGUCGGAUACACGUCUCUCUCCUGAAGGGGAUACCACCUGUAAGCAAAAAUCUCAAAGACAAUGACGCAUGGAUAACAAUAGUUUGCAAGAAGCUUGAUCCCUGGUGGCCAUGGGUUUCUGAAGGAGAAAAUCCACUUAAGCACAAUCAUGGGGAGGAGAUAAAGAAAUACAAAGAACUUGAUCCAUCAACCCGCUUGGUGAUACUGAGAGCACUGUGUGAAGUUCGGGCUGAGCAAGAUGAUGUAAUUAGGCACAUAACUGAUGCGUUGAAAGCAGGAGAGCAACUCACUACUUUCCGGAAAGAGAAAAUUAGCAGUGAUGAGAAUGGAAUCACUUAUUGGUAUGAUGGGGAUCCUAAGAUUGGUCAUAGGUUAUACAAAGAAGUAGUUCAAUUUGACUCAAAAGCCAAGUUGACAGGGAAAUGCAGUUCUAUGCUAUCUGAAUGGGAAACUAUAGCAACUAAUCUUAAAGAAUUUCGUGAAACAUCAGAGAAACUAUCUUCUAGCAUGUCUAAAACAGAAGCUUUUGUUGCCAAGAAAUUAAGGGAAGACGUCCUUCCUGUACUCGAGGAGAUUCAGAAGAAAAAAGAGAGGAUAAUCAAAAGGAAGCAAAGACAUGCUGCAUCUUUAGAUAAUUUUCAAGCUAUUCCUAGAAUUGGGAUUAAUCGUAUCUGCAGGCAGCGAAAGCCAGUUAACUACACUUACGAUGAUUUUGAUCGGUCAAUAUCUGAGGCUAUUGUCCAAAUGUCAAAGAAAUUGCCCACCAUCCAAAGGGAGCGUGGUGGUGGCAAGCAAGAUGCGAUUGUUUCCUGUAUCGAGAACCAAGGAGAUGAUAAGAGAACUGACGAAACUGAUUACGACGCCAUGGAUGCUGAGUUUGUCAAUAGCAAUUUAGAUAAUGGCAAUGCUGAGCAAGAAAGCAGUCUUCCAAUCCAGAUACAAAUAGGUGAUAGAGAAAAAUUUGACAGUGGAAAAUUAGGUUCUCGUGGUAAUCUCAAUCAAAGUGCAGAGAAGGCUCAUGCAAAAAUGAGGAAAAGAUUGAGACAAAGACCUACAGCUAAUCCCGAUUACAGUUCUGCUGUUGUUCCUGAUUCUGAUGAUGACGUGGCGGAUUUUAGCUGAGCAAAGCAUGUGCCGACUUUCAUGUAGGCUUCAUGUUAUAGUGAUUAAUCAUAGGUGGAACUUAUGAACUAGUAACUCAUUUUGGUAACGGCUGAAUGUUUCCAUCAGCUAGCUUUAAAGAGUUUAGUUUUGGCCACCAUAUACUCUUCUUUGCGACUGCAAGUUAGAAUUUAGUUUAGUUGUAUAUAAAACCUAACAAAGAUCUAGUGAACUGUGUUGCUUCUUUAGUGUU
Molecule: messenger RNA, 1864 nt
Organism: Zingiber officinale
Lineage: Eukaryota; Viridiplantae; Streptophyta; Magnoliopsida; Zingiberales; Zingiberaceae
Product: DDT domain-containing protein DDR4-like
Exons: 11
Coding region: 274-1632 (452 amino acids)
Biological process (GO): regulation of DNA-templated transcription
Cellular component (GO): RSF complex
Source: RefSeq, a predicted model, not a curated record